CCUGUUCAUUGUACUGAGUCAGCGGCCAUGCGCAAAUGGAUCCAGAGGAGGGCUGUGCUGUGUAGGCUGUAGUCUACAUAAGAGCUCUGCCUGCGGGGCUGCACACGCACUGCCGACUGGAAAUCACAGGGAGCAGCUGGAGCCUUGACCUGCUUGUGUCUUUAACUGAUUGUAUUAGGAAAAAAAAAAAAUCCAGGAUAGUCUGACGGGUACCUUGGGAUCUCUCCAACAACCCCCUCCCUCCUCCUUACUGACCAUCUCGGACCACGGAUGCAGAGAGCAGCAGCGAUGCGGCGGCUCUGCUGUUAACUCGUUGGACCCUCUUCCCUCUAUUUUUGCCGGUUUUACCUAAAGGAGGCUGAAUAAAUCAAUAAUGAAGCUCAAACCGAACCAGACCAGGACAUACGAUGGCGAGGGCUUCAAGAAACGAGCAGCAUGUCUGUGCUUCAAGAAUGAACGUGAAGAAGAGGUUCUGCUGGUCAGCAGCAGUCGGCACCCGGAGCAGUGGAUCGUCCCCGGAGGUGGGAUGGAGCCAGAGGAGGAGCCAUGCGGUGCAGCCGUGCGAGAGGUGUUUGAGGAGGCCGGUGUAAAGGGCAAGUUAGGACGUCUGCUCGGCGUAUUUGAGCAAAACCAGGAUCGGAAGCACCGGACAUAUGUGUAUGUGUUGACUGUCACAGAAACACUAGAGGCCUGGGAAGACUCCGUCAACAUAGGCCGUAAGCGGGAGUGGUUCACCGUGGACGAGGCCAUCAAAGUGCUGCAGAGCCACAAACCUGUCCACGCCGAGUACCUGCGGAGGCUCCAGCUCAGCUGCUCCCCAACCAACGGAAACUCAAUCCUCCCGAGCCCUCCGCCAAACGACAACUACCCCCAUUACAGCGCUACCGCCACCACACCCUCGACGGGCAACGUGUUGGGCUCCUCCUGCAGAUAGGACUGCAACUAAACCUCGUGUCCUGUCAAGCUCGGACAGUUCACUGAAAGUCUGUACAGUCUUGCAUGAAUCGAAUGACUUUUCAGAGACAUGGCUCUCCUGUAUGUAUCAUCUCUAGUCUUAGCUCCAGGACAGACCAAAGCCAUCACCAGAACUGUUUUAAAGACUUGUGUGACAGAGCAGCAUAAGUCUCUGACAGGAAAACCUCGGAUAUCUCAAGAACAUUUUUCUUUUGCUGGAAAACACCAGACCGAUGAGCUGAAGCUUGGGAAGAGGAAGCUGCAGACUCAGCUGGGGUGAAUGACCUGGUGAAGGAACGCCUUACAGUAACUUUGUAUGAAUGUUGAAUUUGGGUCGUCAGUCAUUUUUAUUUUAUUUUUAGCAGAAUGGAUAUGCUUUCUAGUCAAUAAAAGAGUAAUUGACCCCAAAGCACAUCCACGUGGGGAAUGUUUCCAGACAUAAUAAUGUCUUUCACUCAUCAACCCAUGAUGACAGCAGCAUAUAUCACAUUCUACUACAUGGAUCUCAUUUGUAAAAAGACACCUGAGCAUUGAUAUGUUUCAAGGAUCUCCUCUGUUGCAUUUUAAUGUUAAGUGGGAUUUUCUUUGCACCAUGUAAUCAUCGAUGAAUGACAUUUGUCUAAACUUUAAGUAACUUGGCUUAUAAUGAUAAAGCCAGCCCCAACAUCUCCUUUCAAGAAAUGGAUGAUUUGCGUUAAAAUAGAAGUAAGUGACAAUAUUUUACACGAUUAAUAAAAACAAGUACCAAAAAAAACCAAGAGAACAAAAUGAAAUUGAAAAGGCCAUGCCAGAAAUGGCUUGUGGUCCUAAAUGGCAGGGUCAGAGGUCAAAGACGUACUAUCUCACAGGACUGCACCAGCUAUCAGUGAGUUGACACCUCAGUUAACUGGAUCUGAGUCAUGUCGCUGUGUUCGAUAUCCUUUGAUACAACGCUGCUGGGUUCAUGGUUCCACUUUGACGUUACAACUCCACUAACCUUGACUGAUACUGGUCUGUUGAAUGUUUAAAGCCACAUACCUUUGUUACAGUUUCCCACGUUGUCAAAGUGAACGUUGAUAAUGGUGUAAAGGACAUCUUUGCCUUACGUAUGAUGUGCUGCUAGGGACAAUUGAGUUUAUUUCAACUCUCUGGCAAAAAAAGUGGAUUUUCUUUAAAUGAAAAUGAAUCAUGGUUGACUGCUCUUAAAAUAAUGUUUAACAGUUUUAUCAUGUCUCAUGGUGCUGCAAGGCAAUUUGAUAAAACGGACCACCAAAUGACAUCAUUUCCAUGUAUGAUUUGAUUGUUUUUCCCAUCACCUACUUGUAACCAAGAUUACUUGCGCCUUGGGCUGCAACUUACAAUUAAUUUCACUCUGGAUUCAUCUGCCGAUUAUUUUCUUGAUUCAUCUAUUAAUAGUUUGGUGUAUGAAAUGUCAAUUGUGAAAAAUGCCCAUCACAGAUUUGACUGGUACAAAAAUAAAGUGAUGUAGUUUUUAAUAUAAAUAUGUCAAUAUUUCUUCAAAUUUCUUUCGUUAUUGCCUAGACAACUGCAGUUUUAGGUGCAUAAUGGGGUCUAAGACGCAUACCAUGUAACAUCGGCAAUGUUUCUAGGUCAUCCCUGUCUUUCUCUCUCUAUGUUUCCUGUCUGCAGUGUGACUAUAUAUUGUCAAAGGCAAAAACGUCCCUCAAAAAUACUCUAAAUGAAAAAACAACUACAUUUUGAUUAUGAAGACAGAAAUCCCCAAAAAAUAGCUCAAAUUAGCAAUUAAAAUGUCACAUUUCAGAUGAUAAUUUGUUUGCUCCUAUAACCGUUCUCACUGAAAGGAGACACCCACUCACUCCUGUGUUGACAGCUGAAUGACGACUCGUAACCAUGCAGAGAUAUGUAAAUAGAUUUGAAGAGAAACAUUGAACAUGUGUUUUUAACCUGAAUGUAACUGUAAAAUGUAUCCUAAUAUUUUAUAUAUUUUUUAACAAUGUAUAAAUGGCAGGAAAAAAACAAAACCCCACUGAGAACAGUAUGUACAGUAUAUUUGUAUCAAUGACAAUGUGCCAAGGGUUUAGGAUAUGAAGGUUGGUUGGUAUGAAAUAGAGAUGGUUAAAUGAAUGCAUUUUGAAUCAUGAUCUGGUGAAAUCAAUGUUUGUCAGAACAGUAUAAAGUUAUGUUUAGAACAGCAAAAUAAGUAUUUAAAAUACAAUUUUAGAGAUUUUGGGUAAACUAAAUGUUUUUUCUUUUUUACACAAUACAUAUAGCAUCUUGCUAAUCAACUUGUGUGUGUCACAUACACAAGACUGAGUAUAGACAUUUUGAUAACAUUUGGGGGAGGGGGAAUGAUAAGGGGAAUGUUUUGGAAGCUUUGGUAAGACACUGAAAAAUAGUUUGUCAUACACUUUCACAGACAAAUCUUUAUUUUAUUGUUAAUUCCAAUUGUUUUGAAGGAGUAAAAUAACUCCUCUAAUAAGUUUUCCCAUGUCAACCAGACUUAUGCUUCAAAACCUAGGUCUCCUUUCACCUUCCCCAGAGUCACUCCUCCAUUACGAAAUCUUAUCUGCAGUAAACUCUGAUACACCAAUUCAGCUAUAAACUUUCAGCCUUGUUCGAUUGGUAAAAAAACCCACUCCAACCACCUCAAACCUCUGUGUGUGCGUGUCUGUAUAGUGGGUUGAUGGAUGUGAAAUAUGAUGUGCCAAAUUUAAAAAUGUGUCAGUGUUCAAGUGGGAUUUAUUUUUGAUGUUAUACAUACUUUUAGGCCAACCGCUUUGUGGAAAAAAAAAUAAUGUUCUUAAACAUUGUUUGAUAAACUUAGUGGGUUUCAGAAUAUAAUCAUUUAUAAAGUGAAAAAAGUGUGUUGACUGCAUCCUUCAUUCUUGAAAUUAUGAUUAAUGAACCACAGCCAGUUAUUCUUUUGACAUCAUACUGUUUUUAAAAUCCACUUGUCAUGUAACUGAGCAUAUACGACUACCCCAGACUACAAUCAAAAUAACAUCA
Molecule: messenger RNA, 3921 nt
Organism: Sander lucioperca (pikeperch)
Lineage: Eukaryota; Metazoa; Chordata; Actinopteri; Perciformes; Percidae
Gene: nudt4b
Product: nudix (nucleoside diphosphate linked moiety X)-type motif 4b
Exons: 5
Coding region: 374-934 (186 amino acids)
Biological process (GO): diphosphoinositol polyphosphate metabolic process; diadenosine pentaphosphate catabolic process; diadenosine hexaphosphate catabolic process
Cellular component (GO): nucleus; cytoplasm
Molecular function (GO): bis(5'-adenosyl)-hexaphosphatase activity; bis(5'-adenosyl)-pentaphosphatase activity; diphosphoinositol-polyphosphate diphosphatase activity
Source: RefSeq, a predicted model, not a curated record